CAGUGAGAUUUGGUGUUUUUUCAUGAAAAAAUAGACAUGAGCACACUUGCAGUCUCUCAUUCCAUGUUGCUCAACAUGUCCCUGAAUUUAAGACCACUUUCGUGCUGUUCUUUAUUGAGGAAAAACUACUGCAAUAAUGUUAGCCCCAGAUUUAAAACUCAAAAAGAAGCAUUAAAGUUUGGUAACAUUGGUAGCCAGGCCCAGGGCUGGCAUGAGCAACCAAUGCCAAGUAGAAAUAUUUUUUUUUCGUCAUUUGGUAGAAAUAGUGUUGAAACACCAGAAGGAACUAGCAUUGGUAAAUUAGAAAAACUUAAAAAGCAUGACCACAUUACAUCUGGUCCACCAUUAGAACAUUUUAUUGCUAACAGCAGACUGCGAAAUGGUUCAGUUGCAAGAGAAAGUGAGCAGUAUGUGCCAUAUUUAUCAGCUGAAUCCACCAGUGGAUAUGGAAGGAAAGUAUAUUUCCAAACGUAUGGAUGUCAGAUGAACUUCAGUGAUGCGGAGAUUGUUUGGUCAGUCUUGCAGAAGAAGGACUUCACCAAGAUUGAUGAUGUCAAAGAGGCUGAUGUUAUUUUAGUGAUGACCUGUGCAAUUCGUGAAGGAGCUGAAGAGAAAAUAUGGAAGAGGUUGGAAUAUUUCAAAAACUUGAAAAGAAGACGACAGAGAGAAAAGUCAAAACCUCAGCUUAGAAUUGGAAUCUUAGGGUGUAUGGCUGAGCGGUUGAAAACGAAGAUAGUAGAGAGGGAGAAGCUUGUGGAUGUGGUGUGUGGACCAGAUGCGUAUCGGGAUCUGCCCAGACUUCUGGCCGUCACUCAACACGACCAAGCUGCAGUAAAUGUUUUGCUUUCACUGGAUGAAACGUAUGCAGAUAUUAUUCCUGUCAGAAUGAACCCAGAAACGUCUUCAGCUUUUGUGUCAAUAAUGCGAGGCUGUGACAAUCUUUGUACAUACUGUAUUGUUCCCUUCACGCGGGGUCGCGAACGAAGUCGACCAAUGGAAUCUAUCCUACAGGAAGUGAAAUACCUGUCUGACCAGGGUGUUAAGGAGGUAACACUGCUGGGUCAGAAUGUGAACAGUUACCAAGAUAAAUCAGAAAUGAGCUCUCCCAUUGGUGGAUUGAACGCUGUGUCUCCGUCAAUGAGUGCUGGUUUUUCUACCGUGUAUAAACCUAAACUGGGAGGACGGCGAUUCAGUGACCUGCUCGACAGAGUCUCACAGAUCAACCCUGAGAUGAGGAUCCGGUUCACAUCACCUCACCCGAAAGAUUUUCCAGAUGACGUGUUAUCAGUUAUUGGUGAUCGGAGGAAUAUCUGUAACAAUUUACACCUUCCAGCACAGAGUGGAAACAACGCCGUGUUGACUGCGAUGAGACGAGGGUACACCCGAGAAGCCUAUCUAAAUCUGGUCCAUCACAUCAGAGACGUUAUUCCAGAUGUUGCCUUGUCAAGUGACUUUAUAUCUGGGUUUUGUGGUGAGACGGAGCAGGCUCACAAUGACACACUGUCUCUAAUCCGAACUGUCCAAUACACAUUUGCCUUCUGUUUCCCUUACAGCAUGAGAGAGAAAACGCGGGCCUUCCACCGAUUACACGAUGAUGUCCCUGAUGAGGUGAAAUCAAGACGCCAUCUUGAACUCGUGUCAGCAUUUAGAGAGGAGUCUCUGAAACUUCAUCAAGAUCAGAUUGGAAGUGUACACUUGGUACUUGUAGAGGGGGUCAGUAAACGUUCUGCAGAGGAGCUUGCAGGUAAAAAUGACGCCAAUGUGAGAGUGAUAUUUCCAAAAGAAGCAGUGCCAAAUCAGUCAAACUCCAUCCAACACAGAGAAAUUAAACCUGGGGACUAUGUAGCAGUCAAGAUUCUUUCAGCAAGUUCUCAAGUUUUAAAAGGAGUUCCAUUGUUCCAUACUAGCCUUCAAAACUUCCAAGCUGACAUUGUAGAUGUGAACAUUGAUGACGUCGCUUCAGCUGUGUGAAACUGUUGUGUGCAUCGCUUCUCACCGGAUUGUGCAGCAGUAACCUCAAGUAGACUCUACAGACACAAUGUUCAGUGCAUUCUACAAGUAUUCACUUCUUUAGAGCAGCUUUAUGCUUAACCAGUUUGGUUUUUCGUUUCAUAGAUUUUCAUUUUAUUAUUCAGGCAGUAAUACAGGUGUAGACAGUAAAUUGACAGCUGUGCAGUUGUUUUAUAGACUACAGUUGUGCAAUACAGUAAAUUCUACCCUGCAUGGUUCAUUAGAACAGCAGCUAUGCAUUACAGAAAAUGUUCCAUCUCUGUGGUUCAUUAGAACAGAGCUAUUCAUUACAGAAAAUGUUCCACCUCUAUGGUUCAUUAGAACAGCUACAUGUAUUGAAUGCAGUCACUUCUUAGUGAUAUACUAGUUUAAUGGAACUAUCCUGAGUUGUAGCCAUUGUAAUAUGUUGUUGGCUAAAAUAAAGGAUUUUUAAUGACUAUA
Molecule: messenger RNA, 2451 nt
Organism: Gigantopelta aegis
Lineage: Eukaryota; Metazoa; Mollusca; Gastropoda; Neomphalida; Peltospiridae
Product: mitochondrial tRNA methylthiotransferase CDK5RAP1-like
Exons: 12
Coding region: 37-1971 (644 amino acids)
Biological process (GO): tRNA modification; negative regulation of cyclin-dependent protein serine/threonine kinase activity
Cellular component (GO): mitochondrion; cytosol
Molecular function (GO): 4 iron, 4 sulfur cluster binding; tRNA-2-methylthio-N(6)-dimethylallyladenosine(37) synthase activity
Source: RefSeq, a predicted model, not a curated record